AUGAGCGAGCGCAGCUGCGUCGAGGUAAAUCCGAAGCAUCCGGUGCCGCUGCCGCCCAAGCUGAAGCCCAUGGAUCACUGGGACCUCAUCGUCGCCUUUGACACCCAUAAGUUCCGGAAGGAAUACGAGGCCUACGUGAAGGCUCACGCGUCUUACGUUCCACCCGCCUAG
Messenger RNA from Symbiodinium necroappetens, 171 nucleotides. The record is from the annotation of a GenBank genome assembly. Lineage: Eukaryota; Dinophyceae; Suessiales; Symbiodiniaceae.